Molecule: messenger RNA, 1311 nt
Organism: Sitodiplosis mosellana (orange wheat blossom midge)
Lineage: Eukaryota; Metazoa; Arthropoda; Insecta; Diptera; Cecidomyiidae
Product: zinc finger protein 202-like
Exons: 2
Coding region: 1-1311 (436 amino acids)
Biological process (GO): regulation of cytokine production; negative regulation of transcription by RNA polymerase II; regulation of immune system process
Source: RefSeq, a predicted model, not a curated record
AUGCCUGUUCCAAAUGUGACCGACGAUUUGCCACUCCAGCAGACAAGCAAUCACACGAAACGCGCUGCCAACGAAGUCUUUUCGCAUAAAAUGGGCCCAUUCAAAGUUGUGUCUGGUGUACGCAGCAAGCGCAAGUCAAAGUGCACAAAUAUUGAAGUAAAGCAAGAGCCUGGUAUUAAGGAAGAGCCCAGCGAACGUGACAAUGUCAUAGAUAUACCACGGCCACGAGUUGAUGGAAGAUAUCGUGCGAAUUAUGAAGGACCGUUCGACUUUGGCUAUGACUUCGAUGAGGUAAAGGAUGAAAUCAAAUGUGAAGAAGAAGAGACGGGCAAAGAAGAGGACUCGACACCAUGUGAACGAUCGAAUGAGGGCGCUGCCGCCAUGGCCGAUGACAACGAGGAGCCAACGGAUGACACAAUCGAUGUACAACAACCGCAACCAGUCGACCACAAGAAGGAACAGAAUGGAAGAAGCUCCAAAAGCCGAAACAGACGAGCGAAUCCUAGGAAUCAAGCGGCCAUAAAACAAAAGAAGCACAAAUGCCAUGUGUGCAAUCAUGUAGCAGAUCGAAAGUUUCACCUCCUGGCACACUUGCGAACUCACACUGGAGAGAAGCCGUAUCAGUGUGAUGUUUGUUCGAAGUCCUUUGCACAAAGGAGUAAUCUGAACCGUCAUAAGAAAACGCAUGGUCAAUUUCGUUGUUCAAAAUGUAAUCAAGGAUUUGAGCAAGAAUCAGUCAAGAUCGACCACGAAGCGUUGUGCAACCCAUGUCAAUUCGAAUGCGAUAUUUGCGGAUAUGGAGCAUUGCACAAACCAAAUUUAACAGCGCAUAUGCGGAUUCACUCAGGAGAAAAGCCGUUCGAGUGCUCAAUUUGUUUCAGAUCGUUCACAACCAACACAAAUCUCCGAACUCAUUCGAUGACUCACAUCGGAGGACCGCCAAAUGCUUGUGCGAAUUGUGGCCGACGAUUUGCCACUCCAGACGAUAAGCAAGCACACGAAACACGCUGCCAACGAAGUCCCUUCGCAUGUAAUCAGUGUCAUUACAAAACUGUCUACAAGACUACUUUCAAGCGGCACAUGCAAUCAAAACACGAAGCCAAAAGAUCGAUCGAAUGUGGAAUUUGCAGCGAACAAUUCGUCGAACAGAUUCAAUUAAAUCGGCACUUGUCAACAGCACACAGUGACCAAUUCCCAUUCCAAUGCUCGAAGUGCUUCGGAGGAUACGCAACCGAAGAUGCAAAAGAGGUGGCCACCGUCAUUAUCAAUGCCAUUUAUGCAAGAAGUAUCGCCGAGACAAAAAAUACUUGA